Molecule: messenger RNA, 1374 nt
Organism: Acanthoscelides obtectus
Lineage: Eukaryota; Metazoa; Arthropoda; Insecta; Coleoptera; Chrysomelidae
Source: the annotation of a GenBank genome assembly
AUGCACAAAUUCCAUUUGGAGGAAUGCACUCCCACACAGAUUUACAACGUGUCUGACUUGCUAUUUAAAUUAGUCGAUAUGACGGAAGGUGAAUUAUACGCCGAUCUCGAAAACAUUUAUUCAGAAAUGGAACAAAGUCGUAUAAACGGUGAAGAAAUUCCAUCUGAUUGUGAAUCAUUAGCCAAUAACAGAGACGACCAAGAAAGUGAUACAGAAACUACUAUUAGAAGCAACGUGUUGAUAUGUUUAUGUAGUGACUCAGAAGAUGAUCUACCUUCCUCACCAGUUGGAAGAAAAUCUCCAGUUUGGUCUAAUGUGGAAACUCCAGACUUUACUGCACAUUCUGGUCUAGCAGAUUGUGUAACGAAUAUGACAGAUCCCACACCGUAUAAAUUGUUUCAAUUAUUUUUUUCUGGCUGUUUGAUAGAAAGUAUUGUUUUUGAAACGAACCUGUAUGCUCAACAAAAGCUUAGCAAGCAUAAACCAAGGACCAUUGGUCUAGUGCGCCAGAUCUUCAUGUCAGUAAAGCGAUUUAGUUGGUUGCUUGGCAAUAUUCACUUGAAUGACAAUUCAUUGAUGACAAAAAAAGGUGAAGUAAAUUACGACAAACUGUACAAAGUAAGGCCAUUGUUGAAGAGUAUGUCAGAGGCAUUUGGAAAAUGUAUGCUGCCAAGUCGUGAAGUUGCCAUAGAUGAAUCAUUGAUAAAAUUCAAAGGGAGAAGCUCACUCAAACAAUAUAUGCCAAAAAAAUCUACUAAAAGGGGAUACAAAGUGUGGAUGCUCGCAGAUAAAAAUGGGUACUGUCUAAAAUUUGAUAUUUAUACAGGAAAGCCUAGUGGUGAUGUCGAGAAGAACUUAGGCUCGAGAAUUCUGAAACAGCUAUGUGAGGGUCUUGAAAAUAAAAAUUACUUGGUCUAUAUUGACAAUUUUUUCAACGAAGUCGAGCUAAUGGAAGAUCCAAAAAACAUGCACAUACAUGCCCGUGGUACUGUUAAUUCUUCUAGGCGGAAUAUUCCGAAGUUCAAAUCAGAUAAGAACAUGAAAAGAGGUGAUAUCGAGUGGUUUACAAGCAAUAGUGAUUUGUCUGGACAAGCGUUCCGUUUUCUCCUGUCUAACUUCCAUGACCCACAUGAUAUUCUUGAAGUGAACCGAAAAGUGAAGAAUGGACCAAUUACCAAAGUACCUUGUCCAAAAGCCCUUUCUGAUUACAAUGCCAAUAUGAAUUUGGUCGACAAGUUUGACCAAAAUCUGACUUCCUACAAAAUAGAUCGGAAAAGCGAUAAAUGGUGGCAUCAGUAUUUUUUUUCCUGGAUGCUGCUGUUGUUAGUACAUUUGUAUUAUAUAAGGGGUUACAGCUACCCAAACUUUCUAUGA